AUGCAGUCUGCAAUGGAGAAGCUGAGCAACAUAGCUAGGGUAGCCAAGGCAAAAGUGACCAUUUGCAAGGCCAAAGUUGAAGAACAGGCAGAGAAAGCUACUGCGAGGACAAUAGAACAGAGAGAACUAGCACACGAGCGUAGAAAAGCCAAGGAGGCUCGAGCACAAAUGAAGCUACACCAGGCCAAAGCAAGGCAUGCUGAGAAGAAACUGAGCAGAAGAGCACAUCAGUAUAAUCAGCCAGUGGCCCCAACCGCAGCACCGGCAGCUGCAGCCACUGUUCCCACUUAUCCAGCAGGAGGGCACCUUCCAGGGCAUGUACUGAAGUAGCUAGUAGUAGUGAUACAUGGUCUGACAAAUUUUAAG
This is a messenger RNA of Tripterygium wilfordii, 366 nucleotides long. Its product is annotated as late embryogenesis abundant protein 6. NCBI's taxonomy places the organism in Eukaryota, Viridiplantae, Streptophyta, Magnoliopsida, Celastrales, Celastraceae. The record is from RefSeq and is a predicted model, not a curated record. The transcript has 2 exons. Gene Ontology annotation, biological process: embryo development ending in seed dormancy. Bases 1 to 330 code for a protein of 109 amino acids.